Rhodamnia argentea is the source of this 1900-nucleotide messenger RNA. Its product is annotated as S-adenosylmethionine decarboxylase proenzyme-like. Gene Ontology annotation, molecular function: adenosylmethionine decarboxylase activity. The transcript is spliced from 3 exons. Gene Ontology annotation, biological process: spermidine biosynthetic process; spermine biosynthetic process. NCBI's taxonomy places the organism in Eukaryota, Viridiplantae, Streptophyta, Magnoliopsida, Myrtales, Myrtaceae. Gene Ontology annotation, cellular component: cytosol. The record is from RefSeq and is a predicted model, not a curated record. The coding region runs from base 520 to 1734 and encodes 404 amino acids.
UGCCCUGUCUCUGUCUCGCCUCCUCUCCUCUCCUCUCCUCUCCCCCUGCUUUCGCGUUGCCGAGCGUUUCCAGUUCCCGUGCCCUGCAUUCGCGCCGCCCUCUUCUUCGGAUUAUAUUCUCUCUUCGUCGAAACAGUUUCUUCUGGGUACACUCGGAAAAAGGCAAAUCAAGCGCAGGUUUACAUCUUCAAUCCAAGGAAAAUAGCGUGGAUGUUUUAAUGGAGACCAAAGGUGGGAAAAAGAGUGGCAGCAGUAAUUCGUUACACUACGAAGUCCCUCUCGGAUACUGCAUUGAAGACAUCCGUCCCAACGGUGGCGUCGAAAAGUUCCGAUCUGCUGCUUACUCCGACUGCCUGAGGAAGCCAUCCUGAUACGCCCUCUGGCUAAUGGCUGGUUCAGUAGAGUAGAAUUCAUCCCCCUUUCUUUCUCUCUCCCUCUAUCUGUCUCUCUGCUCUUGUCUGUCUCUGUGAAAUUGCUCUGCUUUGAUACUGUUUCCACAAGCUCAGACUCUAGACAUAAAUGGCUGUUUUAGACCAACCCAGGAACGACCCACCCACUCACUCACCAAUCGGCUUCGAGGGCUUCGAGAAGCGCCUCGAGAUCACCUUCUCUCCGCCGCCCAUCUUCGCCGAUCCCUCUGGCCUCGGCCUUCGCCGCCUGACUCGGACCCAGCUCGACUCCAUCCUCGAGCCGGCUCGCUGCUCCAUCGUGGCUCAGCUUUCUAGCGCCGAGCUCGACUCCUACGUCCUCUCCGAGUCGAGCCUCUUCGUGUACCCUCUCAAGAUUGUCCUCAAGACGUGCGGGACCACGAAGCUGCUCUCUUCAAUCGAGCCUAUACUUCAACUCGCUGAGUCGCUCUCACUCGGCGUCGACUCGGUCAAGUACUCGCGUGGCAGCUUCAUCUUCCCACACGCCCAGCCUGCCCCUUAUCGUAACUUUGCGGACGAGGUUGAUGUCCUGAACGGCUUCUUCGGGGGAUUGUUCGCCGAGGCGUACGUGAUCGGCGACCCGAGGGUCCCUAAUCGCAACUGGCACAUUUACUCGGCUGGCAAGGCCGCGACGGAUGCCCGCCGCCUGGCUUUGCCGGGCGUGAUCACCCUGGAGAUUUGCAUGACGGGGUUGGACAAGAGCAAGGCGUCCGUGUUCUUCAAAAAAUCGGGGGACCCUGAUUACUCGGCGAAGCAAAUGACGAAACUGUCCGGGAUAUCGGAAAUAAUUCCUGGCCACACGAUCUGCGACUUUGACUUUGACCCGUGCGGGUACUCGAUGAACGGGAUCGAGGGUGCAGCGUCUUCCACCGUGCACGUGACCCCAGAGGAGGGGUUCAGCUACGCGAGCUACGAGGCCAUGGGGAUUGACCCCGAGUCCGUGAAGCUUGACGCGCUAGUCAAGCGAGCGCUGAGAUGCUUCGGGCCCACCGAGUUCUCCGUCGCGGUCACGUGCAGCGGCAGCGGCAUCGGGGCCCACCUCUGGGCCAUGGUGGCCGUGGAGGGCUACACGUGCGAGAGGGUGGUGGAGCAGGCGCUGCCCGGCGGCGCAUGCUUAGUGUACCUGACGUACGCGAAAGGCGGCAGUUGGCGCUGGACCGGCACACCUGCAAAGUCCGCGGCGGCGAAGCAGUGCUGCCGAGAGGAGGCAGCGGAGGAGGAAGUGGAGGGUGCAGCAGCGGUGGCCGGCGAUGGAGUGACGGCGAGGUCGUGCAUGGCGCCUGCUCGGGCCGGAGUUACUAGCUAGGUGGUUAUUGGGCGGAGUGAAUAACUUGUGGUUGCAGUGCGUUUAGCACCUGUUUGUUUUCCAAAGUAUUCUACGUCGAAAGCUCGUGCCGUCCUGAAUUUUGUUCUUGCGAAUGUUUCUACUUUAUUCAUGGAAUAAAGAUGUGGGUCUUCCCAUGUUUGGGCUU